Molecule: messenger RNA, 2606 nt
Organism: Heterobasidion irregulare TC 32-1
Lineage: Eukaryota; Fungi; Basidiomycota; Agaricomycetes; Russulales; Bondarzewiaceae
Exons: 19
Coding region: 1-2505 (834 amino acids)
Biological process (GO): protein import into nucleus
Cellular component (GO): cytosol; nuclear envelope
Molecular function (GO): small GTPase binding
Source: RefSeq, a predicted model, not a curated record
AUGAGUAGUAAAACAGCACCUCUACAAAAUGUAUCUUUCCAAGAAUUGUACAACGUCGUUUGUGGUGCCGCCUCUCAGAACCCAGCAGAAAUGCGAGCCGCCUCCGAGCGCUUGAAGGAGUUGCUCGAAGUAUCAGGAACCUGUAAUGCUCUUCAGGAGAUUGCUCUGCAGAAGACGGCUCCUCUCCAAGUUCGCCAACUGAGCUUAAUCCAGUUCAAGAACCUGAUCACCAACCGAUGGAGGUCUCGAAAAAUAAUUGCUGAUGACGAGAGACCAAUAAUUAAGACUCGUUGUAUGAAUCUUCUGGAGGAAGAAGAUGACUUAAGAACAUUGCGCGCUUUUUACGCUGUAAUCAAGGAGUUCUCUCAGAUGUCAUUUGGGAGUCAGGCCGCGACGAUGGCCGAGCUCGUAGAACGGUUCCAUGCUACCCUUACAAACUACUACAUCAAGCUGUCUGAGAAUUUUUCGCUUCUGGACCUGGCUAGUUUGGGCAAUGAACGCACCACUGAAGACCUCAUGUUCAUGCACAUCAUAUUCAAGUGUCUCGCCAAUGUCGCAGCUUGGUUGCGGAAAUCGUCACAGAAAACUGUGUAUGAAAAGUAUGAGUUGUGGGUGGUACAAGCUAAUGCAUCUCCUAGCCUCAUCGACGAUUCUCCUGAUGCGGUCUAUCCUAUUCGCUUCCUAGUGCAAGGCAUGGUCUUGUUCAAGGAUAGUCUUGCACAAUGGGUGCCUGUCCGCAAAGAUGGGUCUGAGAAUGUUACAGUCCCAGUAAAUCAAGCUUUGCCAAAAGAGUUCGUGGACCGUGCUGUGACUGUUCUGGUCACGAACUUCAUACCCCUCAAGCCGUCUGAUUUGGAGGGUUGGAUGGCGGAUCCGGAAGAAUGGGUGAAUAGUGAAGAAAAGGAGAACGAACAGUGGGUCUUCCAGAUUCGUCCGUGUGCCGAAAGGGUGCUUCUUACUUUUGCGAACCAGUACACGCAGUAUGUUGCCCCACUCCUGGUUGAUGCUUUCAACGCAGUCGUGUAUGGUAUCACUUUCAAUCAAUGGCUAGAUGUUGCUUCUAGCGAGGUCAAUAGUCCCAACACUGACUACUUAAUCGUCAAACGGCGCAUUGCUUGGUUGAUCGGCAAGUGGGUUGGGGACAAGUGUGCAUCUCCAAACGAUGUACGGAUUUGGCAAAUUUUGGUGCACUUGUUACAAGACAAAGGUACAGGAACUGAAGUCGUUCGACUUACCGCUGCAGCAGCAGUGCGAGAUUGUGUCGAUGCGCUGGGCUUCGACCCUCAAAUGUUUUCCCCAUUCCUGGGUCAAACGGCAUCUGAAAUUUUGCAGCUCAUUGGGGAGGCUGAAACAUUGGAAAGGAAUACAAAUGGGGAGGAUUAUCUGUUUAAAGGCUCAAUUAUGAGGGUUGUGGCGCAGCUUGUGUCGUCUGCGAAAGAAGAUUCUGCUUCGUUAUCUGUAAUCGUUGUCCCUCUUCUUCGCGAGUCGCUGUCGCCUAGCCUUAUCUCUCACCUUGACGAGGAUGCUCUUUCCCUUUGGUCGACCGCACUGAGGAAUACAAACACUAUCGAGGGUAUCAAUGGUGGUCCUGGUUUGAUCGAUCUCGUCCCACUCGCCAUAUCUUUGUUGGCUGGCAAUCUAGAUCUUCUCGGAAAGAUCACAACAAUUCUAGAAAGUUAUUAUUUACUUGGUGCAGGUCAAGUCGUGCAGAGACACGCUGCGGACCUCUUCACAGCAUAUCGUACGGCGAUGGACCAGGCGCCCAUAAUGAAUAUCAAAUGUUUAGCUGUGUCUCUUAUUCUCCUCUUCCAAAUGGCGCCUCCAGCCACGUACGCCGAGGCAUUGCAUACAUCUGGGUUGUUCUCAAAAUUCAUGACAGCUAUCGUGGAAGACGAUUCGGAUGCACUCAUCCUCACGCAUUAUAUCACACUUAUGGCGCGCAUCGCCAUCGCAGACCAACAGAUGUUUCUUACGCUUAUGGCUGCAACAGCGACGUUGCGAAACACAGAGGAAACUGUCCUCUGGGAGGGCUUGCUGGACCAAUGGUGGCGAAGGUUCGAUAAUAUGUAUGAGCCCCGCACACGCAAGCUUUCCGCAAUGGGUAUCGCGUCACUGGUUUCUACUGGGCGGCGUGAAGUCCUAGAGAGAUUGCACAGCGAGAUAUUCAAUCUCUGGAUGGACGUUCUAGGAGAAGUGAAGGAGACGCUGGAAAAGAAGCAAGAGGAAUCGCUAAACGGUCAAACGACAAUACUUACCCUAUACUGGGAUCAACCACCCCCGUCCUUCUAUAGCAACACUGAAGAUACCCCAGAAUUCGAUCGUCGCAAAGCGUCCUAUGACAAUGACCCUGUGCGCACCACGCCUUUGGCAGGGUUUCUUGCUGCUCGUUUGCAGCAAGCGGAGGCGGCUUGUGGCGGGCCACAAGUUAUGCAAACAGAAUAUCUUGCGAAAGCCGACCCAAUUGUUGUCAAGUCGAUUACGGAAGAAGUUUUCGGCAGGCAAUAGAGUCGAUUGCUAGUUUGGUAUACAAUAACCUGCGAUACUGUCUUGGUAUUAUGAGCAUUUUGAUCGUCUAUCUACCGCUGAAGAAAUGCACGCAUGUUCGC